Ricinus communis (castor bean) is the source of this 2099-nucleotide messenger RNA. Its product is annotated as UPF0496 protein At3g49070. NCBI's taxonomy places the organism in Eukaryota, Viridiplantae, Streptophyta, Magnoliopsida, Malpighiales, Euphorbiaceae. The coding region runs from base 935 to 2083 and encodes 382 amino acids. The record is from RefSeq and is a predicted model, not a curated record. The transcript is spliced from 4 exons.
UAUGAUUGCUUUUAGCCUUGACCAAUGCCGUCCGAUUUAUAACACAAACAACAUAGUAUGAAUAAUCUGCUAUCUACUUUAAUAUGGUUUUUGUUUGUCAAAUUAAAGCCAUGUAAAUUUGAUUCACACUUCACUUGCCUUUUACGGUCUACUCUUACCUUUAAUGCUCAAAAUCCUUUAAUUUGCCUUUUACUCUUCUUUUUUUUUUUUCUUAUUUUCCACAAGACUCUUUUUUAGAUGCUCAUUUCUUAAAGUGCUAUGAGAAUUACAUAUGGACCAGCUGGAGAACAAAAAGAAAAAGGGAUUGGUGAUGAUGGAAGGUUCGAUUGCAUUUAUAAUCAUAUGCACUUUGUUGCCUUGCUUUGGAUAAUUACAAUUUUCUUCUAAAAAUCUGAGUAAAAAUUAUCAUCCAAUUGGGAUUUAGUAAAGAAUCUUAGCAUCUCGUGUAGUGUAUUAUGAAAAUGUUUGAAUUAAAUUGAUCCAAAAACUGAAAUAUGGUCAGAAUAGGGAGCAAUAAUUAGAAUUAGUUUAUAUCCUAAUCUCUAAUUGCAUAGAUGUCGAGUUUAAUUCAAAACUUGUUUAAGCACUCGUCUUUAAUGGUCAGAGAAAACUAUUUGUCUCCUUGAAAUGAAGCCUCGGAAUCAUGAUCUCAAGUCACAUAAAUGGCUCAACUCUAUGCAGCGUGUCCAUUAUAGCCUUGUUCACUUUGAGAAAUAUAUUCUAUAAGGAUUUGUAAAUAAUCAUUAUUUCUUCUAUCAGACUCAGCAGUUGACUCCCAAUUUCAUGCCACAUCUUAUCAAGUUACCAAGUCGCAAUGAAGGGCCUAAUUUCAUUCCUGUUACUGGAAGAAUGGUUAUUUUUUCCUUACAAGCAUCAAAAUUGAACAUGUCUUCCCUUGCACUAAAGGUGCCAUUUAUAUUUAUUGCAAUCGGUAAUGAUCAAAAGAAUUAGUGCACGCACCAAAAAAUUUAUGUCAUUCGCGACCGGCGGGGCCGGUGGUAGCAUUGGCACACCCAACCUUUCUAUAGGCGUAGAUGUACGUGAAGAAUAUGCAAAUGCCUUCAGGACUGAAUCAUACAAUGAAUUCUGGACGCAUGUCCUGGCAUUAUCGGAUGGAGAUUCAGUCACUGGUAUUCCAGUUGAAUCCACCACUGCGGCUCGACUUCCAUCUUAUCGCCUAUUCGUCGAACAUCUUUUGGACCCCGACCAGUCUACUGUUACCCAUAUCCUGACCUUAGCCCAUAACCCAACCAAGGCCCAUUCUCUCCUAUCUGAAUAUUUCACCCAAACCGCCAAUGCUUCGCUUUUAUGUGGUUUGUUAUUGAAAGACAUCGAUCACACGCGUGCUAGAUACCGCUCCCUCAAAACUACCCUUCAGUCUAUGGACACCACUCUCUUAUCACCCCAAAAGCGUUCCAAUAUUAUUUUAACCCGACUCACGGAAUUUACCACCUAUCUUAACCCAUUUCAUUGGUCCGCUCCAUCUCCAAACCAAGUUCGAAUCAUACAAGCCGAUUGCUCCAAGUUACUCAAGUCGCUUGAGUCAACUCGGGACAAAGCUAGAGCCCAGUUACACCUAAAGAGCAAACUAAAACACGGCUCAGCUUUAUUUGUCGCGGCGUUAACAGCUUCACUGACAAUAAUCCUGGCUACCCAUGCUUUGGCAUUGCUGGUGGCUACUCCAGGUCUUGUAAUGGCAUCAUCGAAGUUGGCCUCAAGCAGCAGGAGGCUAGUGAAAGUGUCAGCUCAACUUGAUAUGGCGGCAAAAGGGACCUACAUCCUGUGUAGGGACUUGGAAACCAUCAGUCGGCUUGUGGCUCGAUUAAAUGAUGAGAUGGAGCAUAUGAGAGCAACGAUCAAGUUUUGGGUCCAGAGAGGAGAGGUUUGGCUUCAAGCUAAUGGGGAAGUGGUGCGUCAGCUCAAGAAAAAUGAUUGCAGCUUUGGGCAACAGCUAGACGAGAUGGAGGAACAUUUGUACUUGUGCUUUAUGACUAUUAAUAGAGCUAGAAACCUUGUACUCAAAGAGGUUUUGGAUCCAGCUCAAUCCAACAGGGCCCCAAACCUUCUAUUGGAAUACUAUUAAAUUAACUCCUUUAUUU